This is a messenger RNA of Mauremys mutica (yellowpond turtle), 2018 nucleotides long. RefSeq names its product major facilitator superfamily domain containing 4A (gene SLC60A1). The transcript has 10 exons. The record is from RefSeq and is a predicted model, not a curated record. Lineage: Eukaryota; Metazoa; Chordata; Testudines; Geoemydidae. The coding region runs from base 189 to 1721 and encodes 510 amino acids.
CGCCCGCGCCAGGCACAUCCCCGCACUGCCCGGGGAGCGGAGCGCGGGCUGCAGCGAAGCGGAGCGAAUCCGGAUUGAGCGGGAGAAGGGCUCCAGGGCGCAUGAGAUCCAGGGCGCUGUCCACCCGCCGGCCCCCGCGCUGAGCCGAGCCCUGCCCGUGGCUCUCCUGGCCGGAGCCCGAGCCCAGGAUGGUGUGGGAUGAGCGGGUGGCUGCCCUGUUCCGGAGGAACCUGCAGCCCACCCUCACCUACUGGAGCGUCUUCUUCAGCUUCGGGCUCUGCAUCGCCUUCCUGGGGCCCACCCUGCUGGACCUGCGCUGCCAGACCCAGAGCUCGCUCUCCCAGAUCACCUGGGUCUUCUUCUCGCAGCAGUUCUGCCUCCUGCUCGGCAGCUGCCUCGGGGGAGUCUUCAAGAGAACGUUGUCUCAGUCCCUGGUCGCCCUCUUUGCGUCGUCCCUCGCUAUCUCUGUCGUCUUCGCCAUCAUCCCUCUCUGCCACAAUGUGGUGGUGCUGGCUGUGGUCAUGGCUGUGGCGGGACUGGCCAUGGGAUGCAUCGACACCAUUUCCAACAUGCAGCUGGUGAAGAUCUACCAGAAGGACUCGGCCAUCUUCCUGCAGGCCCUUCACUUCUUUGUGGGGUUCGGAGCCCUGCUGAGCCCGCUGAUAGCUGACCCUUUCCUCUCGGAUACCAACUGCAUCCUGUCAAACGCCACACUCAAUGCCACCAGCAACCUCCCUCACAUCCGCAAGUCGUUGGUCCCCCACCAUCCCGGCAACCUGUCACACUAUGAACUGCCGAUGAAAGGGAUGGUGGUGACACGUGUGUCCUAUGCUUUCUGGAUCAUGGCCCUGAUCAACCUACCGGUCCCCAUCGCGGUGUUCUUCCUGCUCUACAAGGAAAGGCUGGUGCCCUGUUUCAGUAACGGGAGGCGCCCGCUGCUGUCUGCGGACGAACUGGCGAUGGAAACGCAGCCGGCCGAGAAGGACAAUCAUUCCGUCACGUUGCCGAGAACCACGCCAGACAGAGGGCAUGAUGACCUAUUUAGCUGCUGCCAAAGCAAAAACUUCAGAGGAGCUCCUUACUCCUACUUCGCAGUCCACGUCGCCGGGGCUCUUGUCCUCUUCAUGAGUGACGGGAUCAUAGGCGAGUACUCUGGGUUCGUAUACAGCUAUGCAGUGGAGGAACCUCUCUCUGUGGUGCACAAGGUGGCUGGCUACCUGCCUAGCUUAUUCUGGGGGUUCAUCACACUAGGCAGGCUCAUCUCCAUCCCUGUGUCCUACCGAAUGAAACCUGCAACCAUGGUGUCCAUAAACGUGGUUGGAGUGCUUGUAACUUUCCUCCUGCUCCUGAUUUUCUCCUACAGUGUUGUCUUCCUGUUUGUGGGCACAGCGUGCCUGGGUCUGUUCCUCAGCAGCACCUUCCCCAGCAUGCUGGCCUACACUGAAGACAUCCUCCAGUACAAAGGCUGUGCCACGACGGUGUUAGUGACUGGAGCUGCAAUUGGAGAGAUGGUGCUGCAGUUACUGGUGGGGUCGAUUAUCCAUGAUCAGGGCAGCUACAGUUUCCUGGUUUGUGGGAUGAUCUUUGGAGGUUUGGCCUUUACGUUCUACACUUUCCUUUUGUUUUUCCACAGGAUGUACCCCAAGCCCUCAUCAGAGGUGGAUGCCUCCUCACCUGACAAGCCAGCAAUGAUGGGUGACUCUGGACUUUAUCAGGGCUAAAAAGAAGGCAUAGCCCUGAACAAGGAGUUUUAUGUAUUUGCAAUAAACACAAAUCGUCAAGUGUUACUAGGAAGGAUGAUUUCACACUAAUUACAUGGCUAAAUUACUUGAGUUUUCUGCAAUCAAAAAUGUUAACUUUGAAAACCAACCAAACAUUUUAAGUCCCCCUGGGAGGCUAAGUACAGCAAGCUGAAGUUGCUUGUGUCUGUUAUUCCACUAAGAUGAAUGUCAAACUGCAGAAUCCUGUAUCCUGGAAAUCUGCAAUUUAUGGCCGCUUGAUGAAGAAAAAUUGUAAGC